Messenger RNA from Rana temporaria (common frog), 1704 nucleotides. Its product is annotated as oocyte zinc finger protein XlCOF8.4-like. The record is from RefSeq and is a predicted model, not a curated record. Lineage: Eukaryota; Metazoa; Chordata; Amphibia; Anura; Ranidae. The coding region runs from base 165 to 1670 and encodes 501 amino acids. The transcript is spliced from 7 exons.
ACCCCACUGUGUUUGCUUCAUUAUGUUGCAUGUUUAUUACAUAGAGGUCAAACAAUGAAAAAACAACAUGAACUGCAGUUAUAAUGUUCCCCACAAGGUGGCAAUGUAAUCUACAAUAGCUGGAACGCACACACACAGGAAGUGUUAGGGGCAGACAGGAAGUGAUGUCAGGUACCAACAGGAAGUUCUGGUUGAGAGACGCGCUCAAAGAAAAUAGAGAGGAGACAUUGUUGGAACUGGCAGCAGAGGAGAGAGGAGUGUCCUGUAUAGAUCACAUGACCACAUCAAUGAGGAUGGAGAAGGACUGGAAUCACAUGACUGGGAAGAUAAUGGACCUCACCCUGGAGAUCAUCUACCUGCUGACCGGAGAGGAUCAUACGGUAGUGAAGAAAACAUCUGGUGGGCCAUUGACACCCAAAAGCGGCCUUCACAGGACAUCACCCAUCACAGUGUCUCCACCUCAAUGCCAAAGAAUGCCAAAAAAAAACAAUGCUAAGAAAGUUCUUGAUGUCACCAAGAAGAUCAUUGAACUGCUGACAGGAGAGGAUGUCACGGUCUCUCUGAAGGCAUAUUUGGAAGGACCCAAGCACCUCUCGAAGGACGCCUCGACGAAGAAUCAGCCGCCCCUCACAUCACCGGAUGGAUCCAGUAACAGAAACCCACCAGAGAGAUGUCCCUGUCCUCUGGAUUCCACGCAGGAAGAUAACACCAUCCCUGACCAUGUUCCGGAUGAAGACAUUGUUACCAUGAAAAUCAAUAUUAAAGGGGAAAAUGAAAAUGACACGGAUGAUGAAGUGACCACCGUGACAAUUAAAGAGGAGGAAUCUGAUCAAGAAGACAUCGGCACGGACGGACACUAUCUCCAGAAUCCAUCAGAGGAAUCUUCUGAUAAUCCACAAAAUCUGACUUCAAAUAGAUCAAAAGAUCCAUCCAAUGCCAAGGAAUCUUCUUCGAGCUGUAAAGGAGUUCAAAAUGGCGAGGACCCGUCUUGUCUGGCGUGUGGGAAAACAUUUAAAACUAUAUCUGAACUGCUAGUCCAUCUUAAAUCUCACACCAAUUUGCCUGCGACACAAUCGGAGCCUGAAAAAUAUGAACUUUUUGCGCACCACACAUGUGCUCGUCCUCAUUCAUGUUCGUUUUGCGGGAAAAGUUUCUACGAGAAAGGAAAACUUGUUAUUCAUGAGAAAAUUCACACAGGUGAGCGGCCUUACUCGUGCUCGGAGUGCGGGAAAUGUUUCCUUCGGAAGGCAGAACAUCGUAUACACCAGAGAAUUCACACAGGGGAGCGUCCCUAUUCGUGUUCAGAGUGUGGGAAAAAUUUCUCACGGAAAACGGACCUUCUCACACACCAGAGAAUUCACACAGGUGAAAGUCCUUAUUCCUGUUCUUAUUGUGGAAAACGUUUCAAUGUGAAAACAAACCUGAUUACACACGAGAGAAGUCACACUGGGGAGCGUCCUUUUUCAUGCUCGGAGUGCGGGAAAUGUUUUACACGGAAAACAAGCCUACUUAAUCAUCAGGAAAAACACAAAGACGAAGGUUCUUUUUCAUGCCCAGAGUGUGGGAAAGGUUUUACACGGAAAGGAAAUCUAAUUAGACAUCAGAGAACACACACAUUAUCUGAGAGUCCCCACCCUAGUCCCCCCCUUACAUCAGGAUCCCCACCCUAGUCCCCCCCCCUUACAUCAGGAUCCCCAUCCUAGU